AUGAAGAAAACCUUUUGCCUUAGAGUGGCUGUUCUCUUCUUCAUCUUCCUCACUUUUUCCCCAAGUACGUCUGCAAUUCGAAAAGGAAAAGAUGAUCCAGAGCUGAAUCCAUUAGUUGCAGCUAUACCAGUGGAAGACGACUCGAUUAUUGAUAAAUUGAUGGGGAUGGAUUCUUGCGGAGAAGGAGAUGAAGAAUGCUUAAGGAGAAGAAUGAUGACAGAAGCUCACUUAGACUACAUUUACACACAGCACCAUAAGCAUUGA
Molecule: messenger RNA, 264 nt
Organism: Microthlaspi erraticum
Lineage: Eukaryota; Viridiplantae; Streptophyta; Magnoliopsida; Brassicales; Brassicaceae
Source: the annotation of a GenBank genome assembly